AUUAGUUAAAAGUGACGAUGUCUUGAGAAUUUUGGAGGAACUGAUUAGGCUGCCAAAAAAAAAAAAAAUUGACAGCAGAGUCUCUGGUGAGCUUUCUAGCUUUGUUGAAAAUGAGAUUCCCCUCUUGAAGGGGAAUCGGCAAGAAGCUUUGUUUCUGAGAGGAGAAUUAGAGCGCAUGAGAGCUUUGCUGAAGAUUGCAGAUGCUUUGGAAGAAAGUGAUGAGGAGCUCAAAGUGUGGCUUAAGCAAGUAAGAGAGAUUGUUUAUGAAACAGAAGAUGCUCUUGAUAAAUACAGACUUAUUCAAGCACAUAAUCAAUGUCAUGGGCUUGGACUCUAUGGUUAUCUCCACAAAUUUUCAUGUCGUAUCAAGAGCAUGAAGGCUCGUUCUCGUAUUAUUUCUGAAUUAAAUUGCAUCAACUCCAGCAUCAAAAAUAUUUCCGAGGUUCAUGAGAGGCUGCGUCCAAAAUUCACUAGAGCCGAACAAGGUUCAGGCAUCACAAUGGAAGGAAAUACAUGGGAGUAUCGUCGAGGGGAUGCUCUUCUUCUCGACAAGACUAAUUUACUUGGGAUAGAUGAGCGUAAGCAGCAGCUGGUGGAGUGGCUGGUAAAGGGUGGUUAUGGACGUGAAGUGGUUUCUGUGGCAGCAAUGCGUGGAAUGGGGAAAACUACCUUGGCAAAGCAAGUAUAUGAUGAUCCAGAAGUGAAGAAACACUUCAAAAGACGUGCAUGGAUCACUGUUUCUCAAUCUUUCAAGAUGGAAGAACUCCUCAGAGACAUGAUCCAUCAAAUCUACAGCGUAGUCAGCAGACCAGUUCCAGAAGGUUUAGACAGCAUGAACAAAGACCGGCUGAGAAGAAUAGUCAAGGAUUUGCUCCAGAAAAGGAGGUACUUGAUUGUCUUGGAUGAUGUAUGGCACUUGUAUGAAUGGGAUGCUCUCAAAUAUGCCAUGCCUAACAAUAACUGUGGCAGCCGGAUAAUCCUCACCACACGUAAUAUAGAUGUGGCCUCCUCCUCUGGUGUCGAAUCCGUAGGUAAGGUCUAUAACUUGAAGCCCUUAACACCAGAAGAAUCAUGGCAACUUUUCAGCAGGAAGACCUUUCAAGGGGAUGCAUGCCCUAGUUAUCUCAAGGAAAUCUGUCAAUAUACUUUAAGAAAGUGUGAGGGACUUCCCCUUGCAAUUGUGUUAAUCAGUGGUGUUUUGGCUACAAAAGACAAGCGCAGGACUGACGAGUGGAAUAUGGUUGGCCGCAGUCUUGGGGCUGAAAUUGAUGGAAAUUAUCUGAAGAAAGUACUUUCGCUCAGUUUCAAUCAUUUGCCAUUCUACCUAAGAUCUUGUUUUCUAUACUUGAUCAUAUUUCCAGAGCACUGUCGUAUUGAGCAAAUGAGAGUAAUACGAUUAUGGAUAGCAGAGGGAUUCAUUGAAGCCAAAGAAUGGAAAACACUGGAAGAAGUUGCAGAGGACUACCUCAAUGAACUGUUGAAUAGAGGCCUACUGCAAGUGGCAGGCACAACCACCAACGGAAGGGUCAAACUGUAUCGCGUCCAAGACCUGCUCCGGGAGAUCAUCAUGUCAAAGGCUAGAGAUCAGAACUUCACCUCCAUAGCUAAGGACCACAACAUGACGAGACCUGAUAAGGUAACGAUUUAUAAUCGACUCGACCUUUUUGAGGAAAUUUUUGAAAAGCUAAGAAGUCCAGAUGAUUUUUUGAUAUUUCAG
Molecule: messenger RNA, 1717 nt
Organism: Juglans regia (Persian walnut)
Lineage: Eukaryota; Viridiplantae; Streptophyta; Magnoliopsida; Fagales; Juglandaceae
Product: disease resistance protein RPP13-like
Exons: 3
Biological process (GO): defense response to other organism
Molecular function (GO): ADP binding
Source: RefSeq, a predicted model, not a curated record